Elaeis guineensis (African oil palm) is the source of this 743-nucleotide messenger RNA. Its product is annotated as V-type proton ATPase subunit e1. Gene Ontology annotation, cellular component: proton-transporting V-type ATPase, V0 domain. The record is from RefSeq and is a predicted model, not a curated record. Gene Ontology annotation, molecular function: proton-transporting ATPase activity, rotational mechanism. NCBI's taxonomy places the organism in Eukaryota, Viridiplantae, Streptophyta, Magnoliopsida, Arecales, Arecaceae. Gene Ontology annotation, biological process: proton transmembrane transport.
UGUAUGAUGUUUGGUGAAAAACAGCAGGUAGGCAUCCUUCUCUAAUUCCACAACCGGGCAAACCUUCCCGAAUUUUCCCGAAACCAAAAUUUGAGACCUCGAACCCUGCAAAUUUCUCCAAUCAGAUUCGCCGCCGCUCCGAGGGGUGGGAGAUCUCCGUGGACUCAUCGGAAUAAAUCGCGAUGGGAUUCUUGGUGACGACCCUCAUCUUCUUUUUGGUGGGCGUCGUCGCCGCCCUCUUCGUCCGCCUCUGCUGCAACGGCGGCCCCUCCACCAAUCUGUUCCAUUUUACACUGGUUGUCACAGCAGUAGUUUGUUGUUGGAUGAUGUGGGCAAUCGUAUAUCUUGCACAGCUGAAGCCACUGAUUGUUCCUGUCCUUAGUGAAGGAGAGUGAACUUCUUGUCAAAAAAUAAUUGCUAUUUGCUGUCAUUCAGCGUCAUGUCUCAUUUCAGACUGCAGCGCUGCCUGAGAAAAUCUUUGGUGUACGAUUUUAGAUAUUCCUCCCUUUGAGCCAAGGGAAGUGUAUUGCUAGUAAUAAUUUGUAUUGGAGGUAUCUUCACAUACCUGUAUUCAUGUAGUGCGUCGCUGAUCAAAUGAAUGUUGACUUCAAAUGUUCCUACCGAGUUCUUAAAAGGUGGCCAUUUGUUGUUGUUGUUGUUGUUUUAUAAUUUUUGCAAAUGUGAAUUUUGUCCAAGGGUGAAUUGAAUGUGCUCAAAAGGUCUAUAUAUAUUGGGAGUUUUCC